This is a messenger RNA of Cheilinus undulatus (humphead wrasse), 3014 nucleotides long. RefSeq names its product zinc finger DHHC-type palmitoyltransferase 8a (gene zdhhc8a). Lineage: Eukaryota; Metazoa; Chordata; Actinopteri; Labriformes; Labridae. Gene Ontology annotation, biological process: protein palmitoylation. The record is from RefSeq and is a predicted model, not a curated record. The coding region runs from base 187 to 2571 and encodes 794 amino acids. The transcript has 10 exons. Gene Ontology annotation, molecular function: palmitoyltransferase activity.
CAGAGCCGCUGCAGGCUUCAGCUUCUUUUUUUUUCUCUCUCCCCUUUAAGAUUAUGACUUUUCCAGCACUCUCGGGCCGAAGACUGUGUUUCUUCCGGAAAUACUAGAGGUACUAGUUGCACGGUGGUGCGUUCCCUGUCGCUCCCGUUGUUAUGAUGAGUCUCUGAUGUGUGCGGAGAGGACAGGAUGCCCGCCAGCGGCGCUGACUCGCUAAAACCCAGCGCCUUCAUCCCGGUGUGCACGGCCGCCUGCCUCCUGGUCGGCUCUACCUCCCUCUUCUUCGUCUUUACAUGCCCGUGGCUGGCUGUGACCAUCUGCCCAGCUGUGCCACCAUGUUGUGCCGUCCUCUUCCUUUUUGUGCUGGCCAACUUCACCAUGGCAACCUUUAUGGAUGCCGGUGUGCUCCCAAUGGCAAACGAGGAUGAGGACAAGGAUGAUGAGUUUCGUGCUCCGCUGUACAAGAACGUGGACGUGAAGGGCGUCCAAGUGCGGAUGAAGUGGUGUGCAUCGUGUCAUUUCUACAGACCCCCGCGCUGCUCUCACUGCAGCGUUUGUGAUCACUGUGUGGAGGAUUUUGACCAUCACUGUCCCUGGGUGAAUAACUGCAUCGGGAGGCGAAACUACCGCUACUUCUUCCUGUUUCUGCUGUCUUUGACCAUCCACAUGAUCUGUGUGUUCAGCUUUGGUCUCAUAUACGUCCUGAACCACAUGGACGACCUGUGGAAGCUGCACUGCACUGUCACUUUGGUUGUGAUCAGUAUAUCAGGCCUUUUUCUUAUCCCAGUCCUGGGUCUGGCUGGUUUUCACCUGUACCUGGUUUCCAGGGGACGCACCACCAAUGAACAGGUAACCGGGAAGUUUCAAGGAGGGGUAAAUCCUUUCACUCGAGGCUGUUGCAACAAUCUGGAGUAUCUGGUCUGCAGCCCCAUCUCUCCAAAGUACACAGCGAGGCCCUGUAAGAAAUCCGUGAUCCAUAUCCAGCCUCCGUUCCUAAGACCAGAGAUCGACAGGCAGAUGUCAGCCAAAGUCCGUGACAACGGCAUACAGAGUCAAACUAAACGAACGUCAGCGGGAGCUGUCGAGCUGUCAGACGUCAAACAGACGAAAACGCCGCCACCGCUGCCGCCAAAACCAGAGCACGGCCUGCUGAAGAGCCACUCAACAGUCACUGAUGAGAUGGGACACACGACCAAAUCCAUCAUUCCUGUGUCCAUCCCCACUGUGCCACAGUUACGGCCCGUUCUGGAGGCAAUAUCCAGAGGAUCAUCUCCUAUUCCCCCAGAGCAGUUGCUGAAGACAUCUGAGCUGCAGGGGAACAACAAGAGUCCUGACCUCCGUUCUGAGUCUAAAGAAAGCCCUCUGAGAGGCAGCCAGCAGGCUGGCCAGCCCAUCCAGACCAACAGCAUCUCUGCCUCUCUGCAGCUCAACUCUCUGACCCUUAACUCUCGCUCACUCACCCUCAAACACAGCAAUCGCCAUGGGAACAAACCCCAGCUUCAUGCCAUGCACAGCGACAGUAUAGGCUCCAAUCCCGUGCCGGGUGUCAUCACUUCUCCUGGCCUGCUGGCCAAUCACAGCAACAGCAGCCUCUCUUACGAUAACCUCAUGAAUCCUGCAGACCCUCAGUUCCUGCCUCAAAGAGGGGCUCCUCCCGUCGGCUACCACCCCCACUUCAUGUCUCUGGGUGCAGAUGGGAGCAUGGUGCAACGCCCCCCUCCUCAUGCCUACAGCCCUGUGUUUAUGGGCGUCACCAGACAGUCUCCCCAGCCUCGAGACACUUCCCCUUCACUGCAGGGCCUCACCUCCAGAGACCCUUCACCGUCCUUCCAAGGUUUCAUUCAAAGAGACCCCUCCCCAUCUUUCCCAGGCCUGAUGCAGAGAGACUUUGCAACUCAGAGUGUGACAUCCCGAGAUGUCCCUCCUCCAAGUUUGGCGCCUCAAAGCCUCCGAGACAGCCUCAGGGAUCUCGGCCCGCAGGGUUUGACGCCUCAGAAGUCUGCCACUGCCCGCUAUGACAACUUCUCCAAGACCUUGAUGGCGUCCAUUCAUGAGAGGCGGGAGAUGGAGGAGAGGGACAGGAUGCUGCGCCUCCAAGCAAGAUCACAAGCCCUGUACGGCCCUGAUUGUGGAAUCUAUGACAUCCCCAGCAGGAGGAGUCUACCUCCAGACAACAUCCACAGACCAACAGGCUCCCGUGGGCCGACUCCUCCAGCGUAUGGCUCCAGAGAGUUCCUCAUGAGCACAGGCAUCCUUGGUUAUGGCAUGAGGACGUCGCCACUCUCCAGCUCCUCCACAUCAUCUCUAACUCGAGGUCCUAAAACGUCAAGUUCACCCCUGCAGAGCAGCAGCAGCAGCAGCCUGCAGACCAAAGGCAGGUCUUCCUCUCCUGCUUACGGCCCUCCUGACAGACAGACUCAACCCCUCCCUUCCUCUACGGCCACUCUGCCCCGUCUGCCCUCCACCUCAACCUCUUCCACCCCCUCGUACACCUCCUAUGCCACUGCGAAGCGCUCCUCGCUCACACACUCCUCUGAAGGGAAGGACUCAGUCACCCUGGGAGCCCAGAAAUAAAAAAAAAAAGAAAACAUACUCCAUGUUUCUGGUGGUGUGAAUGAAUCAUCUAUGCAGUGUUAGUCUCAGUUUUCACAGCUCUGAAAUACUUUGUAAAUAAGAGGCCAUUUGGGACUUUUCCUGUGUGGGAGAGUGUACAAAAAACAAACACAGUGAAGGAUACACUCGGAAAAUAUUCUUCAAAAAGUCUUGUCCAAAUCUUAAAAAAAGGAGAAUCUCAGGAUAGUUGUGCCUCCACUUACAAACAGAGCACUACAGACUCAGUGAGAACAGAAGGGCUAUGUGAGGAAUACAGAUGGACUUUCUACCUGCUUCUUUGUGUUUUGAUAUGGCUUUUGUGAAACAAUGUAAUACCACACCAUCUGAUUUGUCUCCUGCUGCAAAUUACCCAGUUUAAUAAAAUUUUGUAGUUGUUUAUACUAAUAAACUUAUUUUGUAAUUUU